GCAGAAAAGAGGUGAAAGUCGCAUACACGACGUUUUGUGCCAAAGCCGCAGCCGAUACAAGCGAAUAAUUUUAAAAACUGAACACGUCAAAAUACUGCCUGUCAAAACCUGUAUAGUUUUCUUGUCAGCUGUUUUAAAGUAAAUAGGAACACAAUGUUGAAAUCUCAUUUUAAUUUGGUUGCAACUGACAGUGAAUCGGAGGAGGAAGUUGUAGAGGCUGCCUCUGUAGUUGAGGAGACGGUGAAGGAGGAGCUCCCUCCGAGACGACUUCAGAAGUCGGAGGUUUGUACCAGAUUGAGUAUGCUGGGCAAGACUGCCUCCGGUGACGGGUACACAUUUUUAAAAUGCAAACUUGUAGGAAUGAAUAUAACACGUAUCGACGUUAUAAGGAGUUACAAACAUAUAAUGUUCCUGGACGUUUCCAAUAACUUGCUAGACUUAGAUGCGCUUCAAGUCGUCACACAGCUACCGAACUUGAUACUCAUACACGCUGACGAGAACAGGAUCGCCUCCGCAGGACUCAAGCAAAUGAAAUACUUGCAAGUCAUCAUUUUUAACAACAACCAAAUCACUUCACUGGCAGACGUGUUCCAAGAGCAACUGAGCACAUUGGAGCUUGGCUUCAAUAAAAUAAAAACUAUAGAUUUCAAGUUUAAAAUGCCAACGAUGAGAGUCUUAGAUUUACGAAAUAACUUAAUAACGGAAAUCCCACCUUUAGAAUUUCCCAAAUUGGACAGUUUGUAUCUAGCAGGGAAUAAAAUUAAGACCCUAGCUGGUAUAGAGCUUCUGGUUAAUUUGAGAGUGUUACAUGUGCGGAAUAAUCCAAUUAGGUACUUGGACGGUUUUAAUGAGGAUCACACGAAGCUUCAAUACAUCAAUUUGAGGAAUUGCCGCGUUACUACACUGAGACAAGUGAGGAAGUUGAAGGUUCUUAAAGCACUUGACACCCUCGUCCUGAAGGGAUGCCCUUAUAUGGGAGGAGCAGGUGACGAGGAUCCGGAGAACAAAGAUGAGGAGGACGAUCCUCAAAUCAGAGUCGAGUUGUUGGCAACAAUGCCGCGGCUGAAGAGAAUUAAUAAGGACAUUGUUACGCCCGAGGAAAGAGAGGAGAGUAAACAGCUGUUAGCACAGUGGGCGGAAGAAGGCGAAAAGGAAGAAGAAGAGAUUGAGAUAGAAGAGCAACAAGUAGAGGAGGAAAUGUCUCAUGUUGAGGAGGAGCAGGAUUGAGAGCCGUUUUAAGUCUGCAUAUAAAUGUUCAAUUAGAUUGAAGUUCCUAUUGCUUAGUUCUUAAAGUUGAUAAUGCAAUAACUUUCUAGUCGAUUA
This is a messenger RNA of Spodoptera frugiperda (fall armyworm), 1323 nucleotides long. Its product is annotated as leucine-rich repeat-containing protein 23-like. The record is from RefSeq and is a predicted model, not a curated record. The transcript has 4 exons. Bases 154 to 1227 code for a protein of 357 amino acids. NCBI's taxonomy places the organism in Eukaryota, Metazoa, Arthropoda, Insecta, Lepidoptera, Noctuidae. Gene Ontology annotation, molecular function: protein binding.